This is a messenger RNA of Aspergillus mulundensis, 1227 nucleotides long. RefSeq lists its product as uncharacterized. Gene Ontology annotation, molecular function: catalytic activity; pyridoxal phosphate binding. The coding region runs from base 1 to 1227 and encodes 408 amino acids. The record is from RefSeq and is a predicted model, not a curated record. Gene Ontology annotation, biological process: biosynthetic process. The transcript has 3 exons. NCBI's taxonomy places the organism in Eukaryota, Fungi, Ascomycota, Eurotiomycetes, Eurotiales, Aspergillaceae.
AUGGUUCAGAUCAAAGACUUUGCUGUUGAACAAUGGAUGGACAAGUACGAAACAACCGCCAAGUACAACGUGGCAGAGACAUGCAGCGCCUCAGUGUCUAUUCGAGAACUCCAAGAGUUAUCCGAGGACCCGGCUUCAGGUCCCUUGGAUGGCCUCCUUGAUCGCAAGCUCACAUACGGGGAGAUCCGAGGUUCUGAACGACUGCGAACGACACUGGCCAAUUUGUACUCCGUGAAGACGCCAAGUCCAUUGCCCCCGGACAAUAUCCUGAUCACUUCUGGUGCAAUCCAGGCGAAUUUUCUUCUGUUAUAUACCCUGACAGGCCCCGGGGAUCAUGUUAUAUGCCACUACCCGACCUAUCAGCAGCUGUAUUCGGUCCCAGAGUCGCUUGGGGCUGAUGUGAGCCUAUGGAAGUCGAAGGAGGCGGAUGGCUGGAAGCUGGACCUUGAGGAGCUAAAGGCGCUCAUCCGGCCGAAUACCAAGCUUAUCAUCCUCAACAACCCGCAGAACCCUACAGGGGCUAUCAUCCCGCAAGAGACAUUGGAUGAGAUAGUCGAAAUUGCGCGCAGCUCAUCCAUCUACGUCUUCUGUGAUGAAGUCUAUCGGCCUCCCUUCCACUCUAUCAGCCCUAUGGACAAGGAAUUCCCCUCAUCAACCCUGUCUCUGGGCUAUGAGAGAGCAAUUGUAACAGGCUCCAUGUCAAAGGCAUACAGCCUCGCAGGUAUCCGUGUAGGAUGGAUUGCGUCUCGCGAUCGAUCUGUUAUUGAAGCCUGCGCCUCUGCGCGGGAUUAUACCACCAUCUCCGUCUCGCAGCUAGACGAUGCAGUUGCAAGCUACGCACUGGCACCAACCACAAUCCAUUCACUACUAAAGCGAAAUAUUGAACUUGCCCGAAACAAUGUUGCAAUCCUGGAAAAGUUCAUUGAGUCUCAUCGCUGGGCGUGCGACUGGGUUAAACCCCGAGCCGGAACCACGGCGUUUGUCCGAUUCAACAAGAUGGGCAAGCCUAUAAAUGACAUCGCGUUCUGUGAGAUGCUCCAGGAGCGAACCGGGGUCAUGUUUGUCCCUGGAAGCUUGUGCUUUGGUGGCGGAGAAGACUUCCAUGGCUACGUGCGGAUUGGAUUUGCGUGUGAGACGCAAGUGCUGGAGGAAGGACUCGCUAAGUUGAAAACAUUUUUGGAGGAUGACUAUGAAGAAGUACCCGCGAUGAAGAAAAGGCCGGCUUAG